Messenger RNA from Epithele typhae, 1446 nucleotides. RefSeq lists its product as uncharacterized. NCBI's taxonomy places the organism in Eukaryota, Fungi, Basidiomycota, Agaricomycetes, Polyporales, Epitheliaceae. The transcript has 2 exons. The record is from RefSeq and is a predicted model, not a curated record. The coding region runs from base 1 to 1446 and encodes 481 amino acids.
AUGGCCCCACUACUCUACCUUGAUGUCCUCUUUGGAAUCAUGGCGCUCUCCGAUGACCCUACAAUCUCUCGGCUCAUGCGAGUAAACAAGUCCCUCAACAUCGAAGGGUCCAAGUAUCUUCUCGACGAGCCCUGCAUUUCGAUGAGGUCUAGCAAGAAUCUCGACUCUCUCAUCAGCUUCUUGUCCGCAUACAACGGCACUCGACUCGCUUUUCUCCGAGGUCUCUCCCUGGAGAUGCAAACACUCCAAACCUCGGUGGCCAGGCGCUUAGAUGACUUGCUUACGACACACGCCACCAAGGUCGUUCUCACUCAGCUCGACAUCCAACAUCUGGAAGCAAUCCUCAAAUCUUGCUCAUCUAUCUCUACCGCCUUUGCUAGGCUCACAACCGUCACCCACAUCCGUUUCGAAGGGGUCGAUGCAUCGGGCUCCGAGAUGCUCCGUAACUUCCAGUCCAAGGUUGAGCGCGCUGUGCUCCAGUGGCACCCUUUCGGUGCAGAGGAGGAAGAAAACAUUGGACGACUUUUCCGUGUACAAGAUACGAGGAUCCCGAUGCUUGUGCUCAGAAACUUCCAGUCGUCGCUCACUACCCUGGCGACAACUCUCGGCAACCUGCACCGGUUCCGUGGCGACAACACGUUCCAGGAAGUAUACCCCCUCCUCACCGACCUCCAGCUUCGCGACAUCAUGCUGCUCGGGAUGCAAACCCGCACAAUGAUCCGCGCGUUCCCCAACGCGCAGAAGAUCGUCAUACACCAACGCACCGCGAUCGAAUACGAUCGAUCCCACCCGAUCGACGCCCAGCACGAGCGAAACGUCGCCGACCAGCUCGCUCACGGCUCCUGGUCGUCCCUCGAGACCUUCAUGGCCGGCAUCCUCGACCUCUACCUCAUAUCCCCGACCUGCCCGAUCCGCGAGGUCCACAUCGUGGGACCGCAGAUGCAAACGCGCUUGCUCCGCCGCAUUCUCAAGCGCACGCGCACCACCCGGCUCGCUUUCUCCGGGUUCGAAGGCAACCUGUUCACGCCCGCGCUCACGGAGAUGAUGCGCAAGCCGUGCGUCGAGCGCGUCGAGUUUCUCGAGCUCACGUUCUGGGUCGGGUGCGUGCUUCCGGCCGAGGCGAUCGACGCCCCCGAGAUGGUGGAGAGCUGGAUCUGCGCGAUAAGCGGGCUCCCGCGCCUCCGCGUGCUCGGCAUAGUCGUCCACCUCGAAAACCUCCAGGCCGGCCGCGCAAGCCCGCAUGAGCCGUGCGCGGCGUCAGCGUACUUCACUUGCCUGGACGUUCGUCUGUUGCAGCUGUUCAAGGCCGAGGUCCCGUCGCUCGAGACCGUCGAGAUGGCGGUGGAAGGUGCGCGCGGGCAGCGCGCGCCUGUGUACGCGCGCCUCGGGCCGGAGAACCCGGAGUUCAAGAUGUACGCCUCGACGUUCCGCUGCUCAUUCUUGUAA